ACAACGACACAUGGAGGAUUCGGACAUGAGCUCUUCCGCGAACCUCGAUGCCGGAAACUCCGCCGUGACUCCGGGAAUCACCGUGACGUCACCAGAAGAUGGAACCGUCCAGAGCCGGGAGCUGAAAUCCGCCCGGAUGGUGUUCAGACGAAUGGACCGCAAGAGUAUCUUCACAAUCGUACAGAUGUCGAAGGAUCCCAGAAUCAAAAGUGCUAUAGUACAACGGGGCGAAGUUGUCGCCAAUAGAUGGCGUAAAGCGGCCCUACGCGCCAAAAUUCAAAGUUCCACUGUACCCUCAUCCGGAUCCGCACAAGACAGACCAAAGAGCAAGGUCACGGUCAAUGACAUCGCGCGCCUUGCAGUCGCCGAGAGGGACAGUAAUAUUCCGUCAGAUACUGAGUCCGACAACGAUGUUCCUGUGGAGAAAUUUGCGUUUUAGACUGUUUUAGACCAGACGGCAAUUACGACGAUAUUCACGCAAAGACGCCAUUGCUUAGUGCGUGCAGUUAGCUUUAAGCUUACAUUAAUAAAUGCGCACAGAGAUUAAAGCAUUUUUGAGCAGAUAAAUGAAAAGUUUACACAAACUUUAAAGCAAAACCCUUUAUGAUCGCAAUCAGGUUUGGAAUUCUUUAAGCAUGUCGGUUACAAAAAUCCUAAGAAAAAAUGAAAGAUACCGGACAUAUAUAAAAUUAAGGAUCAGUUAUUACAAGUUUGUUAAUAACAGCUCUUGACGUGUGUACAUAAAACAUAUGCAGACGUUAGGCCAAUACUAUUAUAGUCGUAAUCAUUAUCCAGACCGUACGUGGACACAUAAUUAAGAUUCCCAAUUUUAUGUAUUUAAAACCUUCUUUAACAUUUAUUUUUUUUGGAGUGUACUCUUCUGAUGCAUGCUUUUACCAGAUUUUCUUAUGUAUCCUUUUCAAAGACGACUGACGUUGUAAUCUUCUUUAAAAAGUUGUUUUACUGUUAUCUAUGCUUAUAUAUGUUAAAAAUACUGC
This is a messenger RNA of Dreissena polymorpha, 998 nucleotides long. RefSeq lists its product as uncharacterized. NCBI's taxonomy places the organism in Eukaryota, Metazoa, Mollusca, Bivalvia, Myida, Dreissenidae. Bases 11 to 439 code for a protein of 142 amino acids. The transcript is spliced from 2 exons. The record is from RefSeq and is a predicted model, not a curated record.